AUGUGCAGUUUCCUGGGGGCCUUCUGCGGCAACGCCAGCAAAGCGUGCCACUGCUGCUCUCUGCGCACAUUUGCCUUCACCUGGCUAGGCAUCAGCAUCGUUGUUGCUCUGGUUCAGUUCGUUGCGGGGGCUUACCUGUCGUCUUAUCUGGCCCCGGUCGAUGCAGCGCUAAGGAAUAUCAGAGACCGAAUCAUGGAGCUCGAUGACCCAACAAUAGCACUAAAGUACUACGGCGUCAUAGCCGACAGCCUGGCUGCUGUUUGGAGGGGAAUGAGCUUGCUGACAACAGCACGUGGGGUGUUCGACACGGUCGCUGUCGUCCUAUGGGUCUAUGGUUGGCACAAACAAAAGAUAACGCUGCUCUACGUGUUUAUUGGUAUGAUGGCUUUUGAUUUCGCCAUUGACUUUUGCCUCUUCUUCGUCUUCAUGGCCGUUAUUAAUGCCCUCUACAUCGCCUACUUCUUCCCCAGCUCUCUGUUGUUGCCCUUCGUCUUCUACGGCUGGCAAAUGCUCGUGGGGUAA
This is a messenger RNA of Eimeria acervulina, 522 nucleotides long. RefSeq lists its product as hypothetical. The record is from RefSeq and is a predicted model, not a curated record. The coding region runs from base 1 to 522 and encodes 173 amino acids. The transcript is spliced from 4 exons. Lineage: Eukaryota; Apicomplexa; Conoidasida; Eucoccidiorida; Eimeriidae.